AUGCUCGACACGUCCGCGUCGCGACGCGUCGUUCGCCCGUACCGCGCGCUCGACGCGCGCUCGACGCGCUCGAACGUCGUCGAUCGACGAACGCGCGUCGUCACCCGCGCCGGCCCGAAAAAUCGACUUCGCGAGAAAGAAUUACGAAAAGCGAGCGAACGCGACGGCCUCGAGCGCUCGGACGGGACCAAGGGCUCGGGCGCGAAGUGUGCGCCCGCCGGGAGCGACCGCGCGGUCGACGCGCGGUCGAAGCGCACGCCGGUGCAGCGUUUCGUGCGAAAGGUUCAGCGAAAAGCGAAAAAAGCGGCGCAGCGAGCGGUCGACGCGCUCGUUCCGACGAGCGAUCCGCUCGCGAGACGGAGCGAGGUGACGAGCGCGCGUGUGGGCGUGCCGACGACGACGGCGCGGUACCGAAACGCGAGGCGUGGGGCGGAUGGAGAGGCGGGACGGGCGACGAUCGCGUGGGGGACGCUCUUCGCGCUCGCGUGGUUGGCGCUCAAGGUGAUUAAUCGCGAGAAUCCGUUGCGAGCGAUCGGUGGGGCAUUGCGCGGGAUGAGAAAGGGUGGGACGAAUCGUCCGCCUCCGCGCGAUGCGAGCGGACCGGGACGGUGGGUGAUCGAUCGAAGCUUGGGAGGGAAGACGAUUUGGGUGCCGGACGCGAACGAUCGAUACCGCGACGAGCGAAGGCGGUUGGAGGGUGCUCUGGACGAUAUGCCCGGCGGUACGCAGGGAGAUGCACGCGCUCGAGCGAAGGGACCUUCGGCGGGGAAAGCGAGCGUGGAUUCGAAGCCUUUGCCCGCGUGGUGGGUUGCGCCGACGCCGCAGUAUGUGCCGCCAGGUCGAAAAGACGAGUUGAUCCUCACGGCGAAGGCCGAGGGCUCCAAGCUCGCUCGAAACCGCGUGAGUGGCGUUGGAUUUAGUGCGGACGCCAUCGUCGAUUUCAGGAAUGCGUGCGCCGCGGCGGGCGAACGCGGAUGCGCGGUAAAAUCUGUCGGUCCGGAGAGCGCCAGAGUUGCCGUUUUCCGCGCGGCGGCUGACAUCGCGGUGUCGGACGCCCUUAGGGGCCAAGCGGGAGCGAUGAGCUCGUUCGGUGCCCCCGUUGGAUCGUUCCUCGUUGGCCUUGCGGAUGACUUGGAGCUCGAAGCGCACAAGUGCGUUUCCAUCGUCAUGGCGGAUGUCGCGGUACGCGUGAGAGGCGUCGUCAUUCAAGCCAGCGCUGGCUUACGAAGCAACGACUCCGUGGCCACCAUACUCGAGCUUGACAAGCUCGUAAAUUUGUUUAACGCGUUUCCGUUCGCUGCGGACGCCGCCGAGCUCGACAUGCUCGCCGUGGGUUUCCGCUCGAGGCUUUCCGAGUCCGAACGCGAGCGCAUCGUCGCGGAAUACCAAGCCGUGAGUGGCGGUGCGCACGUCGACGUCGUUCGCGCCGCCGUCAUUGGCCCUGCCUCCUCCGUCUACGAAUAG
Ostreococcus tauri is the source of this 1464-nucleotide messenger RNA. RefSeq names its product unnamed product. The coding region runs from base 1 to 1464 and encodes 487 amino acids. The record is from RefSeq and is a predicted model, not a curated record. Lineage: Eukaryota; Viridiplantae; Chlorophyta; Mamiellophyceae; Mamiellales; Bathycoccaceae. The transcript has a single exon.